AUGGUUAGGAUCAGACCCAUCCCAGUGCUGGCAGAGAGGGUUUGGGGUCAGCCCCCCCCGAGGUCUGUGUUCAAAGGCUCCGCUGUGUGCGUGUACUCCAUGGCCGACAUCCGCAUGGUCUUCAAUGGGCCCUUCGCCCACAAGGAGGGACCCAACUACCAGUGGAUGCCAUACACAGGCAAAAUGCCCUAUCCAUGCCCGGGCACCUGCCCAGGAGGCACCUUCACCCCCUCCAUGAAGUCGACCAAGGAUUACCCAGACGAGGUGAUCAACUUCAUGCGCUCGCACCCGCUGAUGUACCAUGCCGUGUACCCCGUGCACCGCCAGCCACUGGUGGUGCGCAGCAACAUGCACUACAGGUUCACCACUGUGGCCGUGGACCAGGUGGAUGCAGCCGACAGGCGCUAUGAGGUGCUUUUCCUGGGCACAGGGGACAUCAGGAACCAGGUUUGGCACACCCUCGUAGGGCCCUAUGAGCCUAUCAGCAAUAGCAGGAGCAAGCCCAGGUGCUUUUACGAGAGGCAAUGA
Messenger RNA from Mauremys mutica (yellowpond turtle), 528 nucleotides. RefSeq names its product semaphorin-3F-like. The record is from RefSeq and is a predicted model, not a curated record. Gene Ontology annotation, molecular function: chemorepellent activity; semaphorin receptor binding. Gene Ontology annotation, biological process: positive regulation of cell migration; negative chemotaxis; axon guidance. NCBI's taxonomy places the organism in Eukaryota, Metazoa, Chordata, Testudines, Geoemydidae. The coding region runs from base 1 to 528 and encodes 175 amino acids. The transcript has 4 exons.